This is a messenger RNA of Arachis duranensis, 1248 nucleotides long. RefSeq lists its product as uncharacterized. Bases 1 to 1248 code for a protein of 415 amino acids. The record is from RefSeq and is a predicted model, not a curated record. NCBI's taxonomy places the organism in Eukaryota, Viridiplantae, Streptophyta, Magnoliopsida, Fabales, Fabaceae. The transcript has a single exon.
AUGGGAGAAAUGUAUGAGGAAGAGGUAGUUGUUGGAGCUCUACAUAAAGGAGAGGUGGUAGACAAAAGGCAUGAGGAAGAAGGAGUAAACCUCAAGGAACCCAAGAGGAAAGCCAUAGUUGAUGAGUCAAUUCCCAUUUCAUUUCCUUCUAUGGUGAAGAAAGCAAAGAAGACACCAGAAUUUGAUUUGGACUUGCUUCAAGUGUUCAAAAAGGUCGAGGUGACCAUACCACUCCUUGACGCUAUCCAACAAAUUCCCAAGUAUGCAAAAUUUUUGAAAGACUUGUGUACACACAAGAAUAGGUUAGGAGAAUUGGAGACACUAUCCUUGGGUAGCUCGAUUUCUUCCUUGAUGGAACCUAUUCCAAGAAAAUGUGGUGACCCUGGACCGUGCUUAGUGUCUUGUCGUAUUGGUGGAUACACUUUUCAUGAUUGUAUGUGUGACUUGGGAGCUUAUGUAAGCAUCAUGCCGCUGUCCAUCUAUGUGCGGUUGAAUUUAGCUCCAUUGAAGAAGUCGGUGGCGAGGUUUGCCUUAGCCGAUAAAAGUGUGAUCACAGUAAUGGGAAUAGCUGAAGAUGUACUCGUGGCAAUUAAGGAUUUGGUUUUUCCGAUUGACUUUUACAUCCUUGAGAUGCCUCCAACGGAAAGUAGAAGCUCAUCUUCCGUCCUACUUGGUAGACCCUUUCUCAAAACCUCCAAAUUCAAGUUGGAUGCCUUCACCGGUAUAUAUUCUUUUGGGGUUGGAGACAAGACUAUCAAGUUCAAUUUAGAGGAAGCCAUGAAACAUCCUCCUGAAGAACACUCCAUGCUCCGAUGUGAUAUGAUUGAUGAAGUGGUAGCGGAAGUGCAAGAAGAGGAUCAUGAAAAAUUGUGCUACCCCACUAUUGAGGAGAUGGAUGACCAAGAGGAUGAACCUGAAGAAGUUGUCAAGAGUGAACUCCAUGAGCUUGAUGGAAAAGAACCUCAUCUUGAAACAAAAAGUGAAUUGAAGCCCCUUCUAUCUCAUUUGAAGUAUGCUUUCUUAGAAGAGAACCAAAGAUUUCCGAUCAUUAUUGCUAGUGAGCUCUCAAGUGAAGAAGAGGGGAAGCUCCUAGAUGUUCUCAAGAAACACAAGAAAGCAAUAGGAUGGAGCCUAUGGAUAUUGUGGGAAUUGACCCCCGCAAGUGCAUGCAUAGAAUAUUUCUCCAAGAUGGAGCCAAGCCAGUUAGGCAACCGCAAAGGAGACUCAACCCCACCAUCCUCGACGUAG